Molecule: messenger RNA, 1130 nt
Organism: Cotesia glomerata
Lineage: Eukaryota; Metazoa; Arthropoda; Insecta; Hymenoptera; Braconidae
Product: tyrosine-protein phosphatase non-receptor type 9-like
Exons: 1
Coding region: 90-986 (298 amino acids)
Biological process (GO): protein dephosphorylation
Molecular function (GO): protein tyrosine phosphatase activity
Source: RefSeq, a predicted model, not a curated record
ACCUUUGAGUGAGGAUCCAUUGGUGCUUUUAAAAUAAAAUUAAAAGACAAGUGCAAUAUUAGUUUUGGGUUGACUAUAAGUGAGCGAAAAUGAGUACUGAAUUCAAAGAGCUAUCUGCCAUUGAUUUCUUACGUUUUAUGGACAAUGUAGACUCGUUGGACCUUAUCCGUCUAGAAUACUACAUCAUUGAACAGAACCGGAAAAUUUGCGAGGUGUCAGAUGAUGAGCCUGAAAACAAAGGGCGCCGACAGCUGUUACACCGAUUUCUCUGCUGCAUGAAAAGGUACCCCGGAGCCGAUUUUAGAGACGGUUAUGACGCGUACGACGGACAGCAAAGGUAUAUUUGUAUAAGCGACCCAAAAGCAGAAAACUACCAUAAAUUUUGGGAAUUAGCCUGGUGUCGUGAAGUUAAUACCAUCGUGAAGAUAUCUCAAAGAAGAGAGGAAGAACGCUGUCAGUAUUGGAGUUCCAGAGAAAAAAGUGAGACAGAGUUUGGAGGUUUUAGAAUUAAAACUUUGAUGGUCAUCAAGAGACCCCGUUUCAUUUCAACAUUGUUACUCUUGUCUGACCAAAAGAACCGCAAGCGUGAGAUUUGGCACUAUCAUUACACUGCAUCGCCAACUGAUAACAAUCCAGAUGAUCCGUUUAUAUUUUUGUCCUUUGUGUGCAGUCUGAACGACACGUACACUAUUUCUAAGAAGAAACAAUCAGCUGAAUGGAAGCCCGGAGCUGUACUCGUUCAUUGCAACGAUGGUAGCAGUUUUUCGGCGGUAUAUUGUAUCCUCGAUAUUUGUGUUACCCAAUUCAAAUACACAAGUGCGCUUUCAGUGGCAAACGCUUUACAGAAAAUAAGACAGCGGCAGCACAACUGCUUAAAUUAUAACGCAGAUGACUAUAGUUUCUGCUAUCAAGCUAUUCAUAUGUAUGUGUUAGGGGAAAUGGGGCUCAGCCAAAAAUAUCUAGAUGAAAGGGAACUCACUCGAUAAAACACACUGCUUUAAUACGAUUUCAUCAUGCAAUCUUUCCACGUGGUUCUUUUGUUAUUUAUAUGCUGGAGCAGAAAAACGUUGUUGCCUACUUGUAAGUGAAAUAGGUACAUGAUGUAAUACCUUCUAUUUACAAUGAAGGAA